Cloeon dipterum is the source of this 1871-nucleotide messenger RNA. RefSeq names its product poly(ADP-ribose) glycohydrolase-like. Gene Ontology annotation, cellular component: cytoplasm; nucleus. Gene Ontology annotation, molecular function: poly(ADP-ribose) glycohydrolase activity. The coding region runs from base 168 to 1757 and encodes 529 amino acids. Gene Ontology annotation, biological process: regulation of DNA repair; carbohydrate metabolic process; nucleotide-sugar metabolic process. The record is from RefSeq and is a predicted model, not a curated record. The transcript is spliced from 11 exons. Lineage: Eukaryota; Metazoa; Arthropoda; Insecta; Ephemeroptera; Baetidae.
CUCGUGCCUUAGACUUUUGCUUGCUUUAAAGCAAAAGGCAGCCAACAUAUAUUCGCAGUUACCAUACAACUCGUGCAUUCGAUAGAUUAAGUCUCACCAAGGUUCGUUCUAAAAGUCUCACUCCGUUAUCACCGUAAAACAUUGCAUCAACCGCAUCUGCUGGCAACAUGUCGGUGCAACUGAAAAAUUGGGAUUCAUUUGAAUCAUUUGAACAACUGGAAUUAUUUAUAAAGUCGAGGGUACCAAGCUGCAUAAGAGAUAGUUUCCAAAACCUUAACCACGCUAUUAAAGAGUUUGAUCACCCCAACGUACUAGGAGACCUGGUUCCUAAAAUCUUGCGUCUGGCCAAAGAGGCUGGCGCCGAAAGAUUUGAGACGUAUGUGCAACGAAGAGGAGCCGACGAAUUCUUGAUGACCAAAAGGGACAUUGCUCGGAUGAUGGCAAACGGAUUCUUCUGCAAUUUUGCAAAUCCUGGCGAACCUCUGAACUUCUGCAGGCUCUACCGCAGCACAAGCGGCGAUGAAAACUCAAAAGUGGAAAAGCUGAAGUGCCUUUUAGAGUACUUCCGCCAGGUCACUUCCAGCAACAUUUCUCCCAAUCUCGAUGAGAUGGUGACGUUCAAACUCUGUCGUGUGGAAAGGAUUCCAAAAUGGGAGGAAUGUGGAGAUAAAAUGGGAAAUUUCAUUUUUGAAAAGAGCAACAUGUUCGACUGUGACAAAGAACUGGCUCAGGUUGAUUUCGCAAACAAGAGCAUCGGAGGAGGAGUUAUGAGCAAUGGAUGUGUGCAGGAAGAAAUCAAGUUCAUUACGUGUCCGGAGCUGAUCGUGUCCGCGAUGAUUUUCAAAAAUUACAUGGCAGACAACGAGGCCAUCGUGAUCGAAGGCGCCGCUCCAUACGCAAAAUACACGGGUUACGGCAAAACGUUCAAGUUUGCCGGGCCGGUUACGAACCUAGAGAAGGAGAAGAAAUCAAAAACCAUCAUCGCGAUCGACGCCAUCAACUUCCACGAGUCGGGUGUCCACGGACCUAAGUACCAGCAGUACUCCAAGCAGGCGGUGGAUAGGGAGCUGCUCAAGGCCUACGUCGGAUUCUCCAACUGCCCGGGACAGAUGAACAUCGCGAGUGGAAAUUGGGGCUGUGGAGCAUUUGGGGGUGACGUCGAAUUAAAAAUGUGCAUCCAGUGGUUGGCAGCCAGCUAUGCUGGGAAAGAACUCUACUAUUUCGGUUAUUCUGACAGGUUACUGUGCAAGGCAUAUGACGAUUUGCUAAGCUCCUUCAACUUCCUCACACUAGGAGAGGUGUACUCCCAGAUUGUAAAUUUGUGUGUAAUGAAGGCCAAAUAUUUUCCAAAUAUGUCAAUCGUUGAAAUAUUAAAUGAAACAAGAAGAGCUCACAAUCAGCAGAUGGCAGCUCCGCAGAAUUCCUACCAAGCGAAUGCUGAGCAAGUGGAUCCUGCAGAUGAAGCAAUGGAACCAUUUGAGGUGAUCUCCGGUGAUGAAACAGGAAACUACCACAGCAGGCAAAUGUACCCAAAUUUACCUGGAACCACCGCACAACCUGUUUAUUCGUCGCCGUUGCAGAUAAAUCAAGAGCAUAGCAUGACAAGAAACAUGCCAACACCGCCGUCAACUCCGAGUGACAGUCAAGGAUUUCAGCAGUGGCCUUCCCAAGGAUCAGACCAGGGUGGUGGUGUCGGCAGUCUUGUCACAAGUUAUAAUAAUAAGGUUAAAAAUCAAAGACAUCCAAGAAAAAAUUGACUUCUUGUAUACUAAAUAACAAUCUUACAAAUUUAAUCAUUUAUAUCUUGAUUGUCGUAUGCUUUAUGCAAUAAUUGCGAAAUAUUCAUGUAUUAAAAUUAAAAAAAGGAGUUA